Molecule: messenger RNA, 867 nt
Organism: Miscanthus lutarioriparius
Lineage: Eukaryota; Viridiplantae; Streptophyta; Magnoliopsida; Poales; Poaceae
Source: the annotation of a GenBank genome assembly
AUGGCCGUGGUCUCGUCCGCCGCCGUCGCCCACGAGGCCCUGGUGAAGAACGACGCGGCGCUCGCGGCCCGGCUCGUCCCCGACAACGUGCGCGCGCUGUCGUACGGCGCCAAGUCCAUGGUCUUCCUCCCGAGCUCCGACCAGCUGUGGCGGCAGCUCCGCGUCCUGAUCGGCGCCGGCUUCUCCUCCAGCCAAAUCCGCCCCGUCCUGGAACGCCGUGCCGGCCACGACGUGGUGGACCUGCGCGAGCAGCAGAAGGCACAGACGUUCAAGAGCCUCGUCGUGCCCGUGCUCGAGGAGUGGUCCAAGCCCAGCGUCUCCGACGCCUUCCCUUUCCUGGCGCCGCUGGAACACCUCCUCGGCUCGCGCCGCCGCAUCUCCACGCACGUGGCCAAGCUGUUCAGGUUCUUUGAUGAGGUGAUCAUUGAGAAACGAUUAGCUUGCGGCGAGAAGCACAAUGACAUCUUGGAUGUUCUCCUCUCCCGGAUGGCCAUGGCCAAGCUCACGCGCCAACAGAUCACUACAUUUCUAACAGAUAUGUUCAUCGCGGCGAGUGACACGAGCACGGUAACCGUGCAAUGGGCGAUGGCAGAGCUGCUUCGCCACCCGGAGAAGAUGAAGAAGGUGAACGCCGAGCUCGCUGAGAAACUAGGGUCUAAAGAUUUCGUCACGGAGAGCGACCUCAGCGAGCUGCCGUACCUCCAUGCCGUGGUGAAGGAGACACUUCGCCUACACCCAGCAGUACCUCUGAUACCGCCUGUUACUACGGAGAAGAGGACCGAGGAUGGGGAAGGCCCGCAAGUCCGGCCCAGAUCGCCAAGACAAAGGAAGCCCAAUCCCAGAUUCAUCGGAGAGCAAUGGGCCUGA